This is a messenger RNA of Penicillium brevicompactum, 1083 nucleotides long. RefSeq names its product NAD(P)-dependent alcohol dehydrogenase. Gene Ontology annotation, biological process: D-sorbitol catabolic process. Lineage: Eukaryota; Fungi; Ascomycota; Eurotiomycetes; Eurotiales; Aspergillaceae. The coding region runs from base 1 to 1083 and encodes 360 amino acids. The transcript has 3 exons. Gene Ontology annotation, molecular function: zinc ion binding; L-iditol 2-dehydrogenase (NAD+) activity. The record is from RefSeq and is a predicted model, not a curated record.
AUGGAAAACCCAUCAUUUGUCUUAAGGACCGUCAAAGACGUUGUCAUCGAGGAUCGCCCCAAGCCAGAGCUCAAGGAUCCCUAUGAUGUGAUUGUUCAUGUCGCACAGACAGGUAUAUGUGGUAGCGAUGUUCAUUACUGGCAGCGAGGUCGUAUCGGUGACUACAAGCUCACCGGCCCGAUGGUCCUCGGUCACGAGUCCUCGGGUGUGAUAGUUGAGACCGGCAGCAAAGUCACAAACCUGAAGCCCGGUGACCGUGUUGCUAUGGAGCCGGGUGUUCCAUGCUGUCGCUGCGACUACUGCCGCAAGGGUGCCUAUCACCUCUGUGGUCACAUGGUCUUCGCUGCCACUCCUCCUUGGGAUGGCACUCUGGCCAAGUACUAUGUGAACGCCGCGGACUUCUGCUACAAGGUCCCUGAUUCGAUGAAUAUGGAGGAAGCGGCUAUGGUCGAGCCAGUCUCAGUCGCAUGUGCAAUUGCGAAGACCGCGGACCUGCGGGCUCACCAGACAGUGUUGGUCCUCGGAUGUGGACCGAUCGGUGUUCUAUCCCAGGCGGUUGCCAAGGCAUAUGGUGCCAAGGCUGUCGUCGCCGUUGAUGUUGUGCAGUCAAGACUCGAGGUGGCCAAGUCAUAUGGCGUUGAUCACACAUUCACUCCUUCGCGGGCGGAGACCGGGGCUGAUCCCAUGGAGCAUGCUGAGAAGGUUGCGCAGCAAAUGAAGGAGCAGCUUGGUAUGGGUGAUGGAUUCGACGUCGUGCUUGAGUGUUCUGGCGCAGAGCCUUGUGUGCAGCUGGGCAUCUUUGCUGCCAAGCCCGGUGCCACCUUUGUUCAGGCCGGUAUGGGUAAAGAGAACAUCCAGUUCCCCAUCACCGCGGUCUGCAUCAGGGGCUUAGUCAUCAGGGGCUCCAUCCGAUACCUUCCUGGAUGUUACCCUGCCGCCAUUGACCUGAUUAGCAGCGGUCAAAUCGAUGUCAAGCGUCUUGUCACUAACCGUUUCAAGUUUGAACAAGCAGAGGAAGCCUUUGAACUGGUGAAAGCUGGCCGACAGGAUGUUUUCAAGGUCAUGAUUGCGGGUGUGCAGUGA